GUGUUCCGCUCGCAAUGCGGAAGUGAGGUCUGCGCAUGCGCUCGCGAUGUUGAAGUAAUUCGCCACACAUUACGUUCAAACUACGGCUUAUUAACUUUUCAUUUAGACGAAUAAUGAAAGAUUGGUGUUAUUAUUUAUACAUUGAGGGAGAAUGAUGCUGGACAAGAGUCGUGUAACUGUCGUGGCGGACAUUUUAUUCAGUAAAAAACAUUCAACAGAAGCAGGAAUCCACUGCUGCUGCUCCAGAGUCUUUGUGCAGGACAGAGAACUGUAUCGUUCGGACAAAAGACUCUUUUCAUUUGAACAACCGGAAACUGCUUUUCGAGAUGGCCUCCACGAAGAUGAAGAAGAAGAUGAUGGUGAAGAGGAAGAAGAAGAAGAGGAAGAAUUAGAUGAAGAGGCUAAGCUGAUGUCCAGCAUGGGUCUUCCUCUUGCCUUUGCCACCUCUUCCAGACGGCACAAAGAGGAGAAAGGCUGCAAGAAAAGGUCUACUUCAUACCCGACUAAGCCUCUCCAAGACCAGCAGGAAGACACCACCAACAAUAAAGACGACAAGAACAGUUUGGAGGAAGAACUGGAGUUGGAAACCCUGGGGGACCAUUUAGAGACCCUGGGGGACAAUUUGGAGGCCCUGGGGGACAAUUUGGAGGCCCUGGGGGACCACCAUGAAGGCUGGGAGACCUACUGGGCCCAACAGGGUGAAGGUCUGCUGUGGAGCAGCUGGCAGGAGAAGCAUGGACCUUCAGAGGGUUCCCAGGUGGCUCCUUGGGACCAUCCCAGCACCAAGACCACCUGGGACCAGCACGCCACCGACACCUACUACCUGUACUGGGAGCAGUACUGCUACUGGGCAGCACAGGGAUGGACCUGUGAGGCAGCGGCAGAGGAAGACUUAGACCUUCUUCUAGAACACAACUGCUCUUUACGCUCAGCUGACUCUCAAACAGUUGCAGACCAGCCCUGCGAUGCAGGAGAUUGUGGCCAGAAGUCUGAUGUUUCCUCUCAGCAGGAAGCUACUCAGCCUACAGACUCCCGACUAGCUGCUGGCAGCACCAGCCAAACAGUGACUUCCAGAAUGUGCAAUGGUGACCAUGAAGAUGAGCAUGAGGACGAUGGUGGAGAUGACGGUCCCUCAAGAGGACCGGCCAAGGUCAAACGCAGUCAUGAACUUGAUGCUGAGGAGACGCCUCAUCUGUCACGUGACCAAGCCUGGAAGAAACUUGGACUCAAACACAAUCCACAAUCCAUGUUUGACAGUGUGUUCGACUUCAGAGAAGUUCCAGGCCAGAAGCGAUGGAGGCGAUGGUGCUCCAAGAAAGGUGGCAACGGCAUCAACCAACACAUCAGAUUCACGGAGGACCAAGAGGACCAAGAGGACCAAGAGGACCAAGAGGACCAAGAGGACCAGGAGGACCAAGAGGACCAAGAGGACCUGACACAGCCACAGUGCAGCAGAACCCUCUAUAAGGUGCGUGACUUCCUGCAGAAGAUAGAGCGUGCAGAUCAGAGCACGUCACGUGAGGAGAGGAAGGUGUCACACUCUGAUGUGUCCCCACAAGGCCAGGAGAUGGAGGUGUCACACUCUGGUGUGUCCCCACAAGACCAGGAGAGGAAGGUGUCACACUCCGGUGUGUCCCCACAAGACCAGGAGAGGAAGGUGUCACACUCUGAUGUGUCCCCACAAGACCAGGAGAUGGAGGUGUCACACUCUGGUGUGUCCCCACAAGACCAGGAGAGGAAGGUGUCACACUCUGGUGUGUCCCCACAUGACCAGGAGAGAAGUGGCAGCUCCUUAGACCCCGAGGAGUGUGAAGGAACAUGUGUCCUUCCUCCUCUUCUGGAUGAAGGAACAUCUCAUCCACGCCUAGAAGCUCUGCAGAUAGCCCACACACCUGCUGGCAAUGGUGAUGGCAGGAAGUGUAAGAAGAAGAGGAGGAAGUGGGCCAACAACAACAAGAAGCAGCAGCAGCAGGUCCCAGCAGACAUGGUAUCAGAACCAGGUCUGGCCAAGUACUGGGCUCAGCGCUACAGACUCUUCUCCCGCUUCGACCAAGGAAUCAGACUAGACCGAGAGGGUUGGUUCUCCGUCACGCCAGAGAAGAUCGCAGAGCACAUCGCCCUGAGGGUGGCUUGCAACUUCUCGCACGCUCAGCUGGUCAUCGAUGCCUUCUGUGGCGUGGGAGGGAACGCCAUCCAGUUUGCACUCGCUGGCAUGAGAGUGCUGGCGGUGGACAUCGACCCGCUGCGUCUGGACUUGGCGCGCCACAACGCCGCCGUCUAUGGCGUGGAGCACCACAUCGACUUCCUGCAGGGAGACUUCCUCCAGCUAGCGCCUCGCCUGCGCGCUGACGUGGUCUUCCUGUCCCCCCCCUGGGGGGGUCCAGACUACCUCCACGCCCAAGUCUUUGAUCUCAGGACCAUGAUGGAGCCUGAUGGUUUUCACAUCUUCCAUGUGGCCAAGCAGAUCACAGACAACAUCGUCUACUUCCUGCCUCGCAACGCUGACAUGGACCAGGUUGUGUCCCUGGCGGGUGCAGGAGGGAAAGUGGAAGUGGAACAAAACUUACUCAACAACAAACUGAAGACCAUUACUGCAUACUUUGGUAGUGCUUUCAUCCAUUCACACUCCUGAGAACUCUCAUCAUCAUGUACUACAUGUUUAUAUACUUCAUCAUCAUGUACUACAUGUUCAAGUACUACAUGUUUAUAUACUUCAUCAUCAUGUACUAAAUGUUCAUGUACUACAUGUUUAUGUGCUUCAUCAUCAUGUACUACAUGUUCGUGUACUACAUGUUCAUGUACUACAUGUUUAUGUACUUAAUCAUCAUGUACUACAUGUUCAUGUACUAAAUGUUUUUUUACUUCAAAAUCAUGUACUACAUGUUUAUGUACUUCAUCAUCAUGUACUAAAUGUUCAUGUACAACAUGUUUAUAUGCUUCAUCAUCAUGUACUACAUGUUCAUGUACUACAUGUUUAUGUACUUAAUCAUCAUGUACUACAUGUUCAUGUACUAAAUGUUUAUUUACUUCAAAAUCAUGUACUACAUGUUCAUGUACUAAAUGUUUAUUUACUUCAAAAUCAUGUACUACAUGUUUAUGUACUUCAUCAUCAUGUACUACAUGUUCAUGUACUUCAUCAUCAUGUACUACAUUUUCAUGUACUAUAUGUUUAUACACUUCAUCAUAUAUUACAUGUUUAUGUACUUAAUCAUCAUGUACUACAUGUUCAUGUACUACAUUUUCAUGUACUUCAUCAUCAUGUACUAAAUGUUCAUGUACUACAUGUUUAUAUGCUUCAUCAUCAUGUACUACAUGUUCAUGUACUACAUGUUCAUGUGCUACAUGUUUAUGUACUUAAUCAUCAUGUACUACAUGUUCAUGUACUAAAUGUUUAUUUACUUCAAAAUCAUAUAUUACAUGUUUAUGUACUUCAUCAUCAUGUUCUACAUGUUUAUGUCCUACAUGUUCAUGAGCUAAAUGUUUAUGUACUCCUUCAUCAUGUACUACAUGUUUAUGUACUUAAACAUCAUGUACUACAUGUUCAUGUAUUAAAUGUUUAUUUACUUCAAAAUCAUGUACUACAUGUUUAUGUACUUUAUCAUCAUGUACUACAUGUUUAUGUCCUACAUGUUCAUGUGCUAAAUGUUUAUGUACUACAUAGUCAUGUAGUAUAUGUUCAUGUACUACAUGUUUAUGUACUUAAUCAUCAUGUACUACAUGUUCAUGUACUAAAUGUUUAUUUACUUCUAAAUCAUGUACUACAUGUUUAUGUACUUUAUCAUCAUGUACUACAUGUUUAUGUCCUACAUGUUCAUGAGCUAAAUGUUUAUGUACUCCAUCAUCAUGUACUACAUGUUCAUGUACUACAUGUUUAUGUACUUAAUCAUCAUGUACUACAUGUUUAUUUACUUCCAAAUCAUGUACUAUAUGUUUAUGUACUUUAUCAUCAUGUACUACAUGUUUAUGUCCUACAUGUUCAUGUGCUAAAUGUUUAUGUACUACAUAGUCAUGUAGUAUAUGUUCAUGUACUACAUGUUUAUGUACUUAAUCAUCAUGUACUACAUGUUCAUGUACUAAAUGUUUAUUUACUUCAAAAUCAUGUACUACAUGUUUAUGUACUUUAUCAUCAUGUACUACAUGUUUAUGUCCUACAUGUUCAUGAGCUAAAUGUUUAUGUACUCCAUCAUCAUGUACUACAUGUUCAUGAACUACAUGUUUAUGUACUUAAUCAUCAU
Nerophis ophidion (straightnose pipefish) is the source of this 4235-nucleotide messenger RNA. RefSeq names its product trimethylguanosine synthase 1 (gene tgs1). NCBI's taxonomy places the organism in Eukaryota, Metazoa, Chordata, Actinopteri, Syngnathiformes, Syngnathidae. The transcript is spliced from 15 exons. The record is from RefSeq and is a predicted model, not a curated record. Gene Ontology annotation, biological process: 7-methylguanosine cap hypermethylation; 7-methylguanosine RNA capping. Gene Ontology annotation, cellular component: nucleus. Gene Ontology annotation, molecular function: RNA cap trimethylguanosine synthase activity. The coding region runs from base 152 to 2632 and encodes 826 amino acids.